Messenger RNA from Dermacentor albipictus, 2663 nucleotides. RefSeq lists its product as uncharacterized. The record is from RefSeq and is a predicted model, not a curated record. Lineage: Eukaryota; Metazoa; Arthropoda; Arachnida; Ixodida; Ixodidae.
UCGGUAUUUCAACACGAGAAACAAAAGCGGGCGAGUUUCUUUAGAAAAAAUGAAUAUUUUUUAACAAAUUUCAUGUACGAGGCGAGAAAGAACAGUAGAAGAAAAGCACACGAACGCGGUGGGUCCUUCAGUAAAAGGUUGUUGAAAACAUUGGAUGGUUCUAUCAUAUAUCAAUAUAAUUCAACUUGUCUACUAAAAUGUCCUUGUGCAGAACCUUUCAGUUGUCUGCAUACAUUUUCUGCCUUUAACCGGGUUCGUUUCAUUCCCUGCACUGCCUUGAUGCUGUCAACCAAAAAUUUUCCAUGCUUCAACCAUAACCGCUCAAGAUGAGGUUAAUAGUGUGCAAGAAGCACGUGCCUAAGAAAACCAUGCCGACACGCGGUACCAGCUAGGCAGCGUGCGUACAUAAGUAUAAACGCGCGGCGAGGGAGCUGGGGAUGCGGUACGCGCUACGGGACCGGCGUAACUGCUUUGAAAUAAACAACCUACAUGUCGGCGAACCAUUCUGCAUUGCACUUAGGAUGUUUUAAAAACUUGUAGCAACUGAUUCCACUGCCAACUUUCUUUGGGCAUUAUAAGCUGUGCCGAAGAUUGGCAUUACAACGACCGCAAAUUUAAGUUACAGCAGACACGAAACGCGCCAAACGUUCAGUGAAAUCAACAGGAUGCCGCUACACUCACAUAAAAGCGAGCGCCGUCCGCUCCGUUGUCUUUUUAGGAGACAUAGACAGAUGAAAAGAGCGUUAAAUGUGUGAAGCCGCCAACUGAGAAAUGAAAUCUUUACCACUGUCCAAACACGAAAUGCUUCCACCAUCACACCAAUAACAUCACUGGCACCUCUGACAUUUAUUUCUGUAAUUCAUUGCUUGUUUUCAUUUUUUUUUCAUUUUUGCUUGUGCCUCUAAGUGCCUUUUUCUAACAUGGCGGCAGCGAGCAGGCAUCAGCCACACCGGAGCGCGGCCAUCCACGGUGCUAUCAUCUCUCCUCCUCGGCCCAAUCGAGAUAGCUCGAGUUGCACGCUGGGAAGAUUUUAAGCGGGAGCGGGAGGCUCGGAGCCGGCGGGAGUGGUUAGCGCGCUGUCGUCCUGUCGUUGUUGUCGUUCUGAGACGGCCAUUAUAUUUGACUUGUUUGGAUACCAUCCGAUCACCAUUGUGUGCUGCCACCACUUGUAGCCUGCAGUAGUUAUUACCGCUUCUACUGGGAACUUGCGCCAUCCGCUGCACCCUCAUGCCUUUGUGCAGCAGAGACCUUUUCGGUGUGUUGCGCGGUCGCUGCAACGAGCCGGGUUGUGAGUGCAAGCGAUACACCAUUCUGCGCCUGUCGGAAAGUGACAACCUGGUGAGGUGUGACUAUUGUGACCACGUCCCAAAUGCACACGGAAAAAUAUGUGAUCUCGAGAGGACUGUCCCAGUUGGUGCCUCCAUAGAAAAUGAAUCGGCCUGAAUGCCUGUGCAAGAAUCACAGCCUGGCUGCUCUAAAGACUCCGCACCGUAGUCCCAUGUGCAAGAGCCCCCACUUGACAGCCCAGUGGUUGCCAUGGACAAAGAGAUCCGCGAUACUGAAUGCGGGCAAGGCUCCACUGCCCAGUGGUGAUAUCCAGAUUGCAGCUCCCCACGUCUACACAUGCAGCGAGCACACGUGUGUUUAUGCUGGCAGCAGGCAAGACAUAAUUUGGGUCUCGAACGGCAGCCUGGAGCUAGCUGUAAUUUAUUGUAUUUUAACCUACUACAUCAAGAACCUCGAUUAUCCAUAUGCAUUUGCACCAUUCCUGGCGCUGAUGCAGAAAUUUGUGCUUCCCAGCAAGGUUGUGCCUAGAGGGCUCAUAAAUAACAGAUUGAAGUGUUUCUUUGCUCUUCUGAAGAAAAAGAAUGUGAUUUGAUUCAAAGUCUAGUUAACAAUUUUCACCUUGCAUUAAUGUUCACUUGUUGCCAGGAGGUGGUGAACAGAUGCAUCAUUUUGUGCAUUACAGUUGCAUGCCUUUCUAUAACUUUUUUAUUGAAAAUUACUGAGGUAAUGCAUCCAUUCAUGCAAGUGGCAUUCAGUAUUGUGCACAAGUAUUUUAUUUAGCUGCUCAAAAUUCCUAAAUUCGUGCAAUGUGAAUUAUGGCGGCCUUUCUUUGUCACUGAGUUAUUCUAACUGCUAGCCUCUAGAUGAUAGAGUAAUUGUGCAGUACUCUGCAUAGCAGUGCCGAAAUGACAUUGUUCAAUAUUUAUUUUAAAUAGGUAGUGCAUUCAAGAAGUUUGAAUCCCAUCCUUGACAUUUUAGCUAGACAGUAAAAUGUGUCUUGUAGUAAUUUUAAUAAAAAAAUGUUCACGUUUGCAUUGUCACAAGGAUCUAAACUGAGAGUUCACUAUGCUGUAAGCAUCACCACUUCCAGCCUUUUGUCAUCUGGCCCACAAGCCAGCACUUCGCACAUCUCCUGGUUAAGCUUUGUCUGAUGUUUGUAAGAGCAACAAGUUGUCUUCUGAUGCCAGUGGUGGUCAAUGCUAACACUAAGGAAACGUUGCUCAGGUAUAGAUGGGCUGCAUGCAUGCAUGGCCUUGUGGUCCAGUCUUCUUUUUUAGGUUCACCUAUAGCCAAUACUUUGUAUAUUCUUUGCAUCGGCUACAUUGCAUUGGCAACGUCUUUAUUGACCUGCCUAAUGCUGCACAUUGAUGUGUCAA